This is a messenger RNA of Beta vulgaris subsp. vulgaris (sugar beet), 2895 nucleotides long. RefSeq lists its product as uncharacterized. Gene Ontology annotation, biological process: regulation of DNA-templated transcription. The transcript has 4 exons. The record is from RefSeq and is a predicted model, not a curated record. The coding region runs from base 1 to 2895 and encodes 964 amino acids. Lineage: Eukaryota; Viridiplantae; Streptophyta; Magnoliopsida; Caryophyllales; Amaranthaceae.
AUGGCUGCUGUGUGGUUAUUGGUACAUUACAGUACCCAUGAUUUUGAUGUUAGGAUGGAGGACACUGAUUUGUGUCAUAUGAUGGGUUUAUUUGAGGAUUUUCUUGAGAAAUCAGUGAAGCAAAAUGUGUAUUUGCCUAAACUGUUUAAGUUGUUAGUUCAAAACCCUAGGACUAAGAAGAAAACAGAGUUCAGGACUGAUUUUGAUUUGAUGAAUGUUUGGGUGUGGGGCUUGGGCAAGGAUACCAUUGAGGUUACUGUCAAGGAUCAAUCUCAUGCUGACUACUUGGGGGCCAAGUUCCGUUUUACAUAUUGGAGGUAUCUGGGUAUGUCAAGUUAUCAGUCUUCUCACACAGCUUGCAUGGAUAGCAGCGGAGACGAGAGUCCAGACACUAGUCAUUAUUUUAAAACCGAUCAAAGUUUUAAGAAUCGUCAAGAGUUGGAGGAAUGGGUGAGAGAAAUCGGAAAGGAGUGUAAGAUUUGGUUUUAUGUGCAGAAUUCUUUUAGCAACCGUGUGUAUUUGAGAUGUGAAAGGGGUGGUCCUUAUAGAAAAUUUAUAUCUUUGAAAGAGAAUCGUAAUAGGAGGAAAGGAACGGGAACAAAAAAAAAUCAGUGUCCUUUUCAAGUUGUGGGUGCUCAAGUAGAGGAAGGUGUUUGGAAGGUUUUUGUAAAUGAAUGGAGGAGCAAACACAACCACAAAGUAGGUAAGUAUAAUAAGUGGCAUACUUCGGUUGCAAAAUUAACGAGAGAAGAAUUUGCAAAAAUUGGUACGUAUCGUCAAUCGAAUAUGAAAAGCAAGCAAAUACUCAAUUUGUUGAAGAAAGAGAACCCUCAAAAUAACAGCUCAAUCAAACACAUUAACAAUGCUUUGCAGAAGUUGAAGAGGAGUAUGAUGGGUUCUUUUUCACCGAUGCAAUUCUUUUUCAAGAUGCUAAAAGAUUAUAAUUAUUUUCAGUGGCACAGAAGGGAGGAAGGCACGAAUGUUCUAAGUGAUGUACUCUUUGCACACCCGAAAACAACUGAUCUACUGCGUUUAUUUCCUUAUGUAUUAAUAUUAGAUGCAACCUACAAGACAAAUCGGUUUGAGAUGCCUCUUUUGGAAGUGAUAGGUGUAUCACCAACUGGCCAGAAUUUUCAUGUCGGUUUUGCUUUCAUGAAGGAUGAGACAACAGGGAGUUUCUUGUGGGUGGUACAACAAUUAAAGAUGUUGUUUGGCCGAUGCCAAGAGCCAGGAGUGAUUGUUACAGAUAGGGAGUUGGCACUCAUGAAAGCUAUUAAGAUUGUAUUUCCUCAUUCUAGACGCCUUUUAUGUAGACGACAUAUUGCAAUGGAUGUUGAACGAUACCUUACUAAUUUACUAAAAUGUAAAACAUAUUGUCCCGCCUUCAGUGCAAGGUGGCACAAAAUUGUUCGAGCAAGGACACGAGAUGAGUAUUAUUCACAUGUGGAGCAAUUAUACAAGAAGUGGUUUCGUUUACCUGCAAUGUUAUCUUAUGUAAAUAUGACAUGGUUAGAGCCAUACCGAAAGAAGUUUGUCACCCGAUGGACAAAACAUGCUUUACACUUUGGUGCGGAGACAACAAAUAGGGUUGAGGGUGCACAUUCUCAAUUGAAGCGUUGGUUGGGAACAGCAACAGGGAGUUUUUAUUUGUUGUUACCCCAAAUUCAUGAUCUUGUAGAACUACAAUUCAAUGAGAUUCAACGAGAGUUUGAGAGGUCCCGAACGGUUCACCUUCACAUUACAUCAUUCUCAUUAUUCCGUCGAUUAGCUGGUCGUGUUUCCCACAAAGCCAUUCAGCUGCUGGAUGAAGAAUUUAAGACUCGAGGGUCUACUAUAGGUGUGGAUGCUGUGAAAUGUGGAUGUGUGUUGAGAUCUAGCUUUGGUUUGCCGUGUGCUCAUGAGAUGGGUAUAAUGGUCAUUGAACAUAGACCCAUUGAUCCUCUUGAUGUUCAUGUCUUUUGGAGAACUCUUCAUAUGGAAGGUGUAACAUGCAAUCUAAUCACACAAGAGAAAGCAACUGGAUCACAAUUAUUGAGUGAAAUGAUGGAUGAACUGCGCAAAGAAUCAGAUAGGCAACAAAUGUAUUAUGCAGAAUGCAUCCAUAAUAUGAUUCAUCCCCAAUCGACUGAUAUUGAAGAGCCCAAACAAAGGAGUCACAAAGGUCGACCAAAGCACAAUCCUACUAAGAGAAACUUAUCUAGUUGGGAGUGGGCAAAUAAGAAAACUAAAUCAAGUACAAAGAACAAUUCAUCCUAUUCUCAACAAGAUUCUGAACAUAAUAAUUGCGAUUAUAAUGAGGCAAAAUCAUCAGACACUCAAACUUAUGACAAAAGACUACCUCAGUUUAUUGUCCCUUACAUUGACGGAUAUGUGGAUGUCAUCGGCGAUGGAAAUUGCGGGUUUAGAUGUAUUGCUUAUUAUGAGUAUGGAAAUCCAGAUGAGUGGAUGCGUGUUAGGAAUGAGCUCUUGGAGGAAAUGAAUUCCCAACGGCAUUUAUACUUUGAAAUGUUGGGUGGUCAAUUUGGUUUUGAUAGAUCCUUUCGUGGGCUUGAUUGGUUCCAACCCAAUUCCUUUGCUCGAGAGGAUAAGUGGUUGAGUAUGUUAGACCAUGGGUUUGUGGUUGCGACUAGGUAUCAGAAAAUUGUCACAUGUUAUACUCUUUUUGGCAGUCUUACGUUCUUGCCUUUAGAAUAUCGACGCGGGAGUCAACCUCCAAUGUUGCACAUCGACCUGGGACUUAUUGAUCGUCACUUUAUAGUCCUCCUUAUGCAUGAUGGUGCUCCGUUGCCUACGCUGUAUCCUGGAUGGGAUAAUUACUGUAACCCUGAGAUUCGUUUUUGGAAAAGCAAUUUGCGGGAAAGGUUUGAUCAAUGGAACAUUUUAGAUAGAACAUAA